Asterias rubens (European starfish) is the source of this 1898-nucleotide messenger RNA. RefSeq names its product G-protein coupled receptor moody-like. Gene Ontology annotation, molecular function: G protein-coupled receptor activity. The record is from RefSeq and is a predicted model, not a curated record. Gene Ontology annotation, biological process: G protein-coupled receptor signaling pathway. Gene Ontology annotation, cellular component: membrane. The coding region runs from base 134 to 1423 and encodes 429 amino acids. NCBI's taxonomy places the organism in Eukaryota, Metazoa, Echinodermata, Asteroidea, Forcipulatida, Asteriidae. The transcript has 2 exons.
UGCGGUGUGUUUCUUUAGUGUGUUAAAGAAGACGUAAUGUUUCACUUGGGGAAAAUUCAUCAGCAGGCGCGUGGAGCAAUUCGGACACAGACUUCUUGCAAAGUGGAAAAAAUGUGGAACCUCUUCUCAGCUGAUGCACCACUGGGAGGCUGAGAGACAAUCGAUCUACGAAAUGACGUGGAACCGCUCCUCGCCAGACCUGAUGAUAACGGACAUCUUCGGAGACACGCUGCCCAAUGCCACCUCCUCAGUGGGUGUCAAUGUCAUCAACGCCUCCAUCGGCUCCAUAGGAGCUCUCGGCAACCUUCUCGUGAUUGCCGUACUUCUGGGCAACUGGAGUUCCUUCCAGUCCCUGACCCACAUGUUCAUCUUACACCAGUCCUUCAUUGACCUCACCAGCUCGCUCCUCUUCAUGGCGUUGCGAUUGGACCACGGGCAGGGACUGCUGGUGAUGGAAGGCGCUGUAGGGCAAAUUGUCUGUAAACUCUGGCACUCGGAGUAUUUACUCUGGGCCUUGUUCAUGACGUCAACCUUAAACCUCACCUUACUGACAACCGAACGUUUCUUCGCCGUGGUGCAUCCGGUUUUCCACCUGAACAGGUUUACGCGUUUUAGGAUGAAAGUCGCCAUGUUGGGCGUGUGGCUGGUUAGUUUCGGUUACCAAUGCUACCUCGCUUUCAUCCAUGAACUCUCACCCACGGGGAGCUGUGUUCUCGUGUGGAAACACGGGAUCACGCAGGUCUUUGUUGGGAUCAUGACCUUUAUUGUAGAGUACCUGAUACCGCUUACAAUCAUGCUGGUUGAGUACAUCUUCAUCGCAUUCAAGUUAAACAGCCUGAAGCGGCCACCAACUAUUACAACGAUCCAUAUCGCGGCGCCGCCAGCCUCUUCAACUUUGCGAAAACCCACCCCACCAAUCAACGUAACAAACAGGCUUUUGAGUCCCGAAACCGCAGUUUCUGAUAACACCAGCAAUUGCUACACGGCAUUAGGAGCGGUGUCGCAAUCGCAGCUGAGCAACGACCAGAGACAGUCUCCCCGCACACAGUCGAAACCUCGACUCAAACAGAAAGAAUGCAAAUUUUUCCGUGCUUUUCGGAAUGUCAUCAAAACGCUCUGUACAGUUUUCAUAACGUUCGUCAUUUGUUGGACACCCUCCGAAUUCACGUACCUCUACUACAAUGUGGGCGGGCAGCUGAACUUCGAUGGGACCCUACAUCGCCUCUCUGUCGUGUUGGUACUUUGCAACAUGUGCGCCAACCCGUUCAUCUACGCGUUGCAGUACAAGGAGUUUCAAUAUAAUUUCAAGAAAAUGUUCUGCUCAUCCAUAUUCAUGAGGAAGAAGUAUCGAGUGACGACCAGAGUCCCACUCGAAACGAUAAAAACUGCUGCUCAGAGAGAGAGGUCUAACGCACAUAAUUGAAGCAGAGAAUGUGCAAACCAAAUACACUUCAUAACUCGUGGUUUGUAAUCUUCUUGUCGUAUUAUUACAAAGAAUAAUAAUAUAACAAUAUUGAGUACUCUUGUACGACCAAAGAGCCAAGAGUCCAUUGACCAAUAAAUUCAGCAAGUUAAAAUUAACAAAUCUUCACUGAGCAAGUCCCAGACCUCAGGUUGCAGUUAUAAUUUGUCUGCUAUAUAGUGUCUUUGUACAUGAAAUAAACAGACCAAUAAAUACAGCAAGUCAAAACUAACAGUCUUCACUGAGGAAGUCCCAGACCUCAGGUUGCAGUUAUAAUUUGUCUGCUAGUGUCUUUGUACAUGAAAUAAACAGACCAAUAAAUACAGCAAGUUAAAAUUAACAAAUCUUCACUGAGCAUGUCUCAGACCUCAGGUUGCAGUUAUAAUUUGUAUGCUAUAGUGUCUUUGUACAUGAAAUAAACAGACCAAUAAAUACA